AUAACUGAAACAACACAUUCGGUCGACUUCCUUUAGGAUUAGAUCUACUGACAUGCAUGUCACCGUAGCAAAGUCCUAAUAUUUUUAUGAAAUUAUGAUAUCUUCCACUAAUUUAUUCAUUCUAAUUUAUUAUUCCUAAUUUUCACUUAGGAAGAAAAAUUUAUUAGCUAUGGCCUAUGGAUAACUAUGAUAUUGGUAACCGGUAAGACUGAAAUAACACAUAUGGGCCUAGAUAAUCCUUUAUAUGCUUGGGCCUUUAACCCAUGAACAUAAUAGAAUCGGAAGCCCACGGUAUCAAAGGAAACCUUUGCCCAAAACCAAAUUCUGCAUCGUUCGUCUCAUCUUUCUUUCCCAACUUUCCUUUCGGACCUCUCUCCGCCCCAAAAAAACCCAUCGACUGCAAGAUUGCUUUUGUGGAGGCACAGACGAAUCCAUGGCAACCAGCGACAUUACAGCGACCGAAGUAAGCGCCGCGGCGGCCGCCGCCACGGACGCACCGGUAGAGAAACCGCAGCCUCACCAGCUCGAGAGAAAGUGGACGUUCUGGUUCGAUAACCAAUCCAAGCCCAAACAGGGCGCCGCUUGGGGCAGCUCUCUCCGCCAAGCCUAUACCUUUGAUACCGUCGAAGAAUUCUGGUGUUUGUAUGAUCAGAUAUUUAGGCCUAGCAAGGUCACUGUCAACGCUGAUUUCCACUUGUUUAGAGCUGGGGUUGAACCCAAGUGGGAAGACCCAGAGUGUGCUAAUGGAGGCAAAUGGAGUGUUGCUUGUGGCAGAAAGCCUCUCUUGGAUACGAUGUGGCUAGAAACUCUCAUGGCUUUGAUCGGAGAACAAUUUGAUGAAUCCGAAGAGAUUUGUGGGGUGGUUGCAAGCGUCCGCCAAAGGCAAGAUAAACUUGCUCUAUGGACUAAGACAGCAGCAAAUGAAUCUGUCCAGAUGGGUAUUGGAAGAAAGUGGAAGGACAUCAUUGAUACUACCGACAAAAUCACCUACAGUUUUCAUGACGAUUCACGCAAGGAAAGAUCCGUCAAGGGCCGAUACAGCGUGUGAGCUUGGGACGGUUCCUUGGAUCUGCACUGCAUUCUAGUUUGGUGUCUUUGCAUUAUUCUGCUGAACCAAUCUACAUGUAAUUUUAGACUUCAGAUGUUGUAUUGAAGGUCUAGCUAGCUAGUCCAUAGUCUUUUAGCAGUCUGUAUCAUUUUGUGAGGCAGAGUGGCUAUUGUGCCUGAUAGACAUGUCCUAAGAACAUAUGUUUCUUCAGACUCCGAAUUUUGCACUGUAAUACUUCCUCACUCCAUUCAGAGAUUGUUGGCUUAGUUUGUGCAAAAACCAGAUGAUUGCUUUAAAUUCCUAGCAGAGUUUCCAGUUUAUCUUUCCUGUUUGGCUUUUAAGUCAUAGCUAAUCUAUUCUUCAUAGGAAAAAACUCAGCUCCUCACU
Messenger RNA from Linum trigynum, 1435 nucleotides. The record is from the annotation of a GenBank genome assembly. Lineage: Eukaryota; Viridiplantae; Streptophyta; Magnoliopsida; Malpighiales; Linaceae.